UGUUGGAAAUAUUCUUUGUGACCCGCCCGCCAAGUUUCUGAUUCGUAUAGAAGAACUGACUGACUUGACGCUGUUUGUAUUGAAAAUCCGACCGAAUUUUGUUGUUGAUACUGGCUGAGUGACGAAAAUUUCCAGAUUGGUUGUUUCAGGUUGAUGAGUGAAUGUGUUUCUCGCCUUUCCGAUUCUGGCUCGAUUUGACAUCCUCAUCCGUUUCGACUUCCUGUAGUUGAGACAAUCCUCCCUAGAUAAGUGAGUGAAUGAAAUGACCUCUUUCAAAUCCCUCCCGUUGAUGGUGAUUCGCGCUGGGAUUAGUUUUUCCAUAAUACAGUUAUCUGAUGUUUACAACAUUUUGUUAGAGCAGAAGGUGAUCCAGAUAGUACGAAUUAUUCGUAUUCUUUAGAAAGAAAGUAAUAUAUCAGCCUCCGUUCAAUAUAUAUAUAUAUAUAUUCACACCAGUUACUCAGAAGGUACAGUUUCUACAUUAAAACAAUAAAACUAAAAGUAAUGCCACUUUUCUAGUGGAAGGAAGAUCUGUCUGAUAUUCACUGAGUUGACUAAUGAAUUCACAGUAAAUGCGAUACAAAGUUUCUAUUGGUGACACAUAGCCCAAGCUGAAAAUAUUUUGAUGAAAAAUUCAGGACACCCAGUAAGCUUUUUUAUAUUUGUAGGGAUCAUACUUUUAUUAUUGAAUGUUUCAGAGCUUGAUAUCUCGAUAAAAAAUGAAGCGGUUAUUAGCCUAUUCAGUUUAACUUUGUACGGUGUAUAACUGGGAGUAUAUGCACAAGAAAUAAUUCGUUAUACUAAAUAUCACCACUUUACUGAUAUUUCAAAAUGUCACUCUAUAAGCUUUCUACCUUACGUAAAAAAUAAUCCUAAUCUGUUGGUUUCUUCAUUAAGAAGUAAAAUAACGGAUUUUCAUACGAAAAGUCCCAUUUCAUCUGAUGUUGUAAGUAUUAUGCGAAUGUGCAUAAAUGAACAGUCUAUUAUCCUGCAGCUAAACACUUGAAUCAUGAAAUAUGAAUCAAACAGGCGAACAUUGUACGCGCGUAUAAGUGAAGGAAUAAUUAAUGUGAAUAUUUCGAAACAAAGUUUUCAUCAGAGCUUUAUUUUUUUGACUACAUACAACAGUUAAUGGAGGCAGUUUGAGGAAAAUUUUCGAACUGUAUCUAUUACAUCUAUAAAUCACCAAAAAUGAGCUUUAGCAUAUGUAACGUUCUUCUGAUUAUCUCACUUUGAUAUAUUAAGUUUCUUUAUUGUAAAAAUGUCAUUUGAUAGGUAAGACACUUAAGUAUGAUCUUAUCUUAACUAGCUAUGUGUUCUCUUCAUAUUCUUUAAAACAGUAAUAUCAUUAAAUGUCGACAUCUGUUAUGUAACCAGCUCUUUUUUUGUACACUGUGCAACUGUGUUAUCUGCAUUCUCUAUUUACGAUUACUUUUAAUUUGUAUGUUCUAGGUGUAUCGUGAUAGUAUACACAAGUCACCUGCAAAACCGAAUCCGCCUAAUGUACUUACAGUUGAACACAGAAGUAAAUGCAGUUCAUUAAACUCAGUGGAGUUAAUUCACUCAUGUAGGCAUGAAACUAUGUCACUUCCCAAAACUAACGAAACUUUUGUCAAUGAGAUUUACGAUAGUAAUCUCAAACCAUCACCAAGUGUUUACCCAUUGUUUAACGACAUAUUACGCAAAAAUCAUAUUAGCCAUGGUUCUUCACUAAGUAUAUACAGUGAACGUGAAUCAAGUUAUACGCAUGGUAUUCAUAUAUCUGGAGAUUUACUUUUGAUAAUGUUUUACGAUGAUGCACAGAACGCUCUACGUGUUAGCAUUAAACAGGCGCGUAAUCUGGCAAUAGCAGACAAAAAACAUAAUACAACAAAUCCUUAUGUGAAGUCUUAUUUACUACCAGACCGAACAAAGGGAAGUAAGCGAAAGACAUCACAUAAAAAGGAAACAUGUAAUCCAGUCUUUGACGAAGAGUUUAAAUAUCAUAUACUCAGACAAGAUCUUGCAUCACGUACACUUCAGGUGUCUGUUUGGCAUUAUAAUGCAUUAGGCGUUAAUUUAUUUCUGGGAGAAAUUCUCUUGCCAUUGGCCUUUCAUCCAUUUGAUCAAACUUCACAUUGGUACACCCUUGGUGAACGCCGUCUUGUUCCCGCUGCAUCACACUUACAAAUUCAUCGAGGUGAAGUAAUUUUGGCUGUAAAACUUGUUCCAGGUGAAGUAGGCAGUGGUCUUUGCGAAAUUCAUGUGUGGAUUAAAUCUGCGAAAGGAUUAAGCACAUCAACUGGUGGGAAAGCUCCUAAAAAGGAUAAUGUUGAUCCUUAUGUUAAAAUAUACUUGUUACCAAGUAAAGAAAGGAGUUCGAAGCAAAAGACGAAAGUGGUUAGGAAGAAUAAUAAUCCUGAAUGGAACCAGGCAAUCAUUUAUAGGGACAUAUCGCUUACUUCUGUAAAAGAUAUCGGCAUAGAAGUGUCAAUUUGGGAUCAUGAUCGCUUUUCAUCAAAUGAUUUCCUUGGAGGGUGUCGACUGAACUGCGGAUCAUUAAACCAACCAUGGAUGGAUGCAACACAUGCUGAAAGAUCAGUGUGGAUGGCUAUGAUGGAAAGACCAAACACCUGGGUUGAAGGAACAAUACAACUACGGUCGAACUUGAACUAAACGCAUUGACUUUGAAAAAAUCCAGUGCUUCCUUUCUGAUUUCAGUUACAACGACCUGCUAUUAUUAUUAUUAGUAAUAUUGAUUAAAGUAUUGAGAAUAACAAUUGUGUUGAUGAAUCUAACCGAUUACAAUACUUUUGAUUAAGAAAAUAAUACAAGUUCUCUAAUGUCAGUGCUGCAUCACAAAACCCACCUCCCGACUUUUUAUAAUCAUGCGCCAACUGUUUUAAUGGUUGCAUUUUCAAAGAAGAAAGAUGAAACACUUUUGAAAAAUAUUUUCUUACACAAUCUUGUUAUCUGCAUCACUCUCUUCUAGUAUUAUUAUUAUUAGUGCCACUACUACAAAUUUUUCUAUCACUCUUAUGAGCACCACUGUUCUUGCUGUAAUGAAAGCUGCUAAAGAUAAAAGAAGGCGAAAAGAAAUGUGUGUCUGCACAGUGAAGGUGCGGUAUGUCUCUCGUUGCCCUACUGAAACAUCUUCCAUUUCUCUGGCUUGUAUCAUCUCUCUUCGUUUGUUAUGAUUAAUGCUACUUAUUUUGCAUACCACAAAAUAAUAUAAGAAUCUACAUACGGGUUCUACUUUAUUGUAAUACACUCUUCAUUUUGGUUAUGAUUUCUUUGCCUCUGAAUAACAUAAAAAAUAUAUAAGCUAAGAUUUAGUCGAAGGU
Trichobilharzia regenti is the source of this 3323-nucleotide messenger RNA. The record is from the annotation of a GenBank genome assembly. NCBI's taxonomy places the organism in Eukaryota, Metazoa, Platyhelminthes, Trematoda, Strigeidida, Schistosomatidae.